Messenger RNA from Poeciliopsis prolifica (blackstripe livebearer), 8447 nucleotides. It is a transcript of the gene phldb1b, whose product is annotated as pleckstrin homology-like domain, family B, member 1b. The record is from RefSeq and is a predicted model, not a curated record. Gene Ontology annotation, molecular function: protein binding. Gene Ontology annotation, biological process: regulation of microtubule cytoskeleton organization. The coding region runs from base 91 to 4485 and encodes 1464 amino acids. Gene Ontology annotation, cellular component: basal cortex. The transcript has 21 exons. NCBI's taxonomy places the organism in Eukaryota, Metazoa, Chordata, Actinopteri, Cyprinodontiformes, Poeciliidae.
ACACACACACACACACAGCCGUGUGUAAGCUGUCUGGGGAAAUUAGGGUCACUCUGCUGGGAUUCAGCCGGCCAGCAGCAGCUCUCUGCCAUGGAGGCCAUGCACAUGCUGGACAACUGGAGACAGGAUCUUCAUGUGUCGCAGGAAGACGUGGACAACUCCAUGGACAUGGAUCGCUUCAACAGGAACAUGCCUGAGCUCGGGCGAAAAACUCACCAAGUCUUACAGAGUACCCCACUGGAUUUAAUCGAGACUGGAAAGGGGCUGAAGUUUCAAGCGGAGCGCCCCCACCUGGUCAGCCUGGGCAGUGGACGACUGAGUACAGCGAUCACCUUGCUGCCUCUGCCUGAGGGCCGAACCACUCUGGGGUACGGUGCCAUGGACAUCAACAUCCAGGGCCCUGGUGUGGCAGCACAGCACUGCUACAUCGAGAACAAUUCGGGCGUCAUCACAUUGCAUCCUUCUGGGAACCUCUGCGCUGUCGAUGGGCUCCAGGUCCAACAGCCCACCCGUCUGUCACAAGGCUGUAUGCUGUGUUUUGGACAGUCAGCCUUCUUCCGCUUCAACCACCCUGAGGAGGCCUUCAGGAUGAAGAGCAUGAUGCCUCAUGGAGGAGGUGUUCGCACCGGGAGCUACACGUUGAGUCCAGACACUGAGAGUUUGGUCAAUGGAAAUCACCAGGCCAGUUCCUCCCAGUCUCCCUCAGCUCCUGGAGAAAGAGUCCAGUCUGAGCACAGCGCCAUCGUCAGCUCCAUUGAGAAGGACCUCCAGGAGAUCAUGGAUUCCCUAGUCAUGGAUGACCUUGAGCCCUCCUCCUCUGAUGCAAAAAAGCCCCCUGGGGGGCAGUCCAUGCACCACUCCCCAUUGUCGCCUAUGGUCAAUGGAGGGGGGAGGUAUUUGUUGUCCCCUCCCACCAGCCCAGGUGCUAUGUCUGUGGGGUCCAGCUAUGAAAAUGCCUCCCCUCCCUUCUCGCCCCUUUCCUCCCCCUCGCCUGCCAGCAGUGGGAGCUUCACCAGCCCAUCGCCUGGCGGAGGACACCACGACCAGAGUUCUUUUCUGCCACCUGUGCCUAUACGCUCUUCUAGCUACAACUUCAGCACCCAGCCUCCGCCUGUUCCCCUGCCAAGGACCAUACUGCCUAAUUUUAGCAGCACCGGGGUGGGCCAAAAGGUCCAGGAAAGCCCCAGGCUACAGAGGAAAGUGUUGACAGAGACCCCUCCGAGCCCCAAGCCCAGCCGCCGGGGACUCGACCAGGAUGGCUCUGGGAGCCCUCGACAUACUCCUCUUGUAUCGUCUAGUGAGUCUCUCAGUGGUAAAAACAUUGUGCCAAGUAGCCCCAGAGUCACCCCCAAAUUUCCAAGCUGUUCAUCGCCGUCUCCAUCGCCUUCACCAUCUAGUCCCAGAACCAAGACUGCCACAGUGCUCCAGGAAAGGCCGGCCAGUCCCUUCAGAGAGCAGACCAUUUUAGCUGAUGGAUCCCAGAACUCCAACUCCUCCAGGCAGCUUUCACAGCCCAGUAAGGCUUUUCAGCCCCCCCUGGAUCCCAUCGUUCACGUCAUCCAAGGAUCUCCUCUCCCUCAGCAUCCACGGUCGCUGCAUCCCCCUGAAAGCCCCAGGUUGGCCCGAAGGAACUUGGAAUUGAAUGGUGGCAGCGCAGGGAGCAGCAGUAUGAGAGAGCUGCCGCCUCUUAGUCCUUCACUGGCCCGGAGGGGGGUUCCGGUUCUUCCAGGGGCACUGCCUGGAACAAUCUCUACGUCAAGGACGCCAGACAGCCCCUCAUGUCUGGGCAGGCUGGUCCCAGAGAGUCCCAGGUUACGGCGCAAAACCGGAUCCGCGUCAGAGGAGCCGUCUUGCAGCAGAGGGAUCCGAGCUCGCAGUCCGUCCCCCACCUCCAUGUUAAUGGAGGGUAGCAGCGGAGUAGGGAUACGUAAGGCAAGCUUCGGGAACUCUUUAUCACCCGCUUUCAGUCUGGGCUCCCUACCUGUCUCAUCCCCUGCAGCCAGCCCCAGGACCCAGAGGAAGAUGUCCUUGGGGAGACCCCACCCAGGAAUGCGAGAGAGGAAGAACAGCAUCACAGAGAUCAGCGACAACGAAGACGAGUUGCUGGAGUACCACCGCCGACAGCGAGAGGAGCGGCUCAGGGAGCAGGAGAUGGAGAGGCUGGAGAGGCAGCGACUGGAGACCAUCCUGACCCUCUGCGCCGAGUACAACAAAGGUGAGAGCGUGGGGCUGGAUCCCCUGGGCUCAGGACAGCUGGGUUUCCCUGGGAGUCUGGGUGACUUCUCAGGGCGGAGGCCGUCCCUGGAGAAUCUUCUGGGAGGAACCCCAACGUCGCCGGCUGCCCUCCGCCUGGCGCAGAGACAGAGGGAGAGCGACGAGGAGAACCUGAAGGAGGAAUGCAGCAGCACCGAGAGCACCCAUCAGGAGGUGAGGACCUCUCCUGCCCCCAGCAGAGUGUCAGCGGUCCACAAUGGAGAGCCACAGCAUGAGGACUCGUCUGGCUCAGGCAGCGCGGGCCGUUCAGAGCUGACUUACCUGGAAGAUGAGAGGACCCGCGUUCUGGCCCGGACUGAUGAACUCAAAGCCCGACUCACCGAGCUGGAGCAGCAACUCCAGGAGUCCGAACAAGAGGCGGAGAUGGAGCGCGCCCUGCUGCAGGGCGAGACGCAGGCCGAGCUCGACCAGAUAGAGGCUGAGACGGACGUCGUCAGUCAGCUGCAGCGCAAGCUGGAGGAGCUGGAGAGCGCCAUCCAGAGGGAGAAGGACAAGGAGAGGGCAAAUGUUGAAGCCGAGCGGCGGGCCCUGCAGAGGAUCCAGGAAGGCUAUGCUGAGCUGAAGAACCAGCUUCAUAACUGUCCAGAGUCCCUGAGGGAACAGUUGCAGGAACAGCUCAAAAGGGACGGAGAGGCAUUGGAAGCAGGGACCAAGAAGUUUGAGGAUCUGGAGUUCCAGCAGCUGGAGAGAGAGAGCAGCCUGGAGGAGGAAAGGGAGACGCUCAGCCAGCAGCUCCUUCAGGAGAAGGCAGAGUACCACCGCAGCAUGGCCAAGAGGAAGGAAAAGGUUUCUGCUCUGGAGAAGCAGGCCAGCCAGCUUGGUCAACAGGCUUCCCAGGAGUGUGAGCGGCUGGCCAAGGACCGGACGCUCAUGCUGCAAAUGCUCCAAAAGGAGAAGGAGCGACUGUUGGCUCUAGAGAAGAGGUACCACACCCUGACCGGAGGAAAGAGCUUCCCCAAGUCUUCCUCUGCCAUGAGAGAGGUGUUUCGCUCCAAGCUGGACAGUGAUCCCGGCGUUCCGCUCUGUCAGUCCAAGUCAGGCUCCUCGUCUCCCCUGCAGCACGGAGCGGCAACGCUGGGGCGCAACACCAGCUCCAAGAGCCCCCUGCUGGCCGCCGGCAGCACUGGAAGCCUGCCCAGGAACCUGGCUGCCACUCUGCAGGACAUCGAGACCAAGAGACAGCUGGCUCUGCAGCAGAAAGGUCAGCAGGUGAUUGAGGAACAGCGCCGCCGUCUGGCCGAGCUCAAGCAGAGAGCCGCCGCCGAGGCCCAGUGCCAGUGGGAGGCGCUGCACGGCUCCCAGCCUCACCUCCCGACCUCUUACUCCCCCCUCAUGGCCAACAGUCCCACUCUGAGCCACAACUCAUCAGGCCCCCCAUCCCUGGUGCACCACUCCAUCCUGCACCACCAGCCUCCAUCGGCGGGAGAGCAGCCCUACGACACCCUGAGCCUGGAAAGCUCAGACAGCAUGGACACCAGCAUUUCCACGGGCAACAACUCGGCCUGCUCACCCGACAACAUGUCUGGUGUUGGAGGGGUGGACGUGCUGAAGAUCGAGGAGAUGGAGAAGAUGCUAAAGGAGGCGCAGCUGGAGAAAGCCAGACUGAUCGAAUCGCGGGAACGAGAGAGCCUGGCUCGCCGUCAGAUGUUGGAGGAGGAGAGGAGGAAGAGGGAGGAGGCGGAGAAAAGACUCCAGGAUGAAACUUUCCACAGAAAGCAGCUUGUGGAGAAGGAGGUCAAGAUGAGGUCCAAGAACUUUUCUCAGGCUCGACCGAUGACCCGCUACCUGCCCAUCAGGAGGGAGGAGUUUGACCUGCGCUCGCAUGUGGAGUCGUCGGGCCACAGCGUGGAGACGUGUUAUCACGUCAUCCUCACAGAGAAGAUGUGCAAGGGCUACCUGGUGAAGAUGGGAGGCAAGAUCAAGUCCUGGAAGAAGCGCUGGUUUGUGUUCGACCGCCUCAAGAGGACCUUCUCCUACUACGUUGACAAACAUGAGACCAAGCUGAAGGGUGUGAUCUACUUCCAGGCUAUAGAAGAGGUCUACUACGAUCACCUCCGCAGUGCCACUAAGAGCCCCAACCCAUCGCUGACCUUCUGCGUGAAAACACACGACCGCCUCUACUACGUGGUGGCGCCAUCGGCGGAGGCCAUGAGGAUCUGGAUGGACGUGAUCGUCACGGGAGCGGAGGGAUACACUCAGUUCAUGAACUGAGCAGGAGGGCGAGCGGGACGCUGCUGCGGCGAUUGGACACACGAUCCACGGGAUCCGUUCUGACGUCCGCUCCGACUUGGACACCACGCCUGUUUGUUACCGUUUCUGAUUUUAUUUCUGCGUUUGAUCACACAAUCAUUUCUCCAUGCAGGCGUUUCCUUCGUCAUGUUUCCAAUGUGAUUCUGUUUGGAUUGAAAAAGGGAGCUGCUGCCACACACACACACACACACACACACACACACACACACACACACACACACACACACACACACACACCUAAACACAUCUCUGUAUAUAAACCAAAAUGUUCACCUGUCCAGGACUGUUCAAAGCCUUUCUAUAUUGCCAAAAGGAGAUCUUGUAGUUACUGUUGAAUAUUUUGUAUUAUUUGUUUGUUUUUUUUUUACUUAGAGAAAAAAUUGCCAAAUGACACGUUGCCAAUGUUAUUGAGUGUUCUAUUGUAACUUUGAGUGUAAAGAGAGACGAUUUGAAGAAUUCCCUUCACUUUAACGUGUUUCAGCUGCCGAAACAUUUUUUCUUUUUAACGGUCAGCAGCAGCAGAGAUGAUCUCAGAUCCCAGAUCCACGUCUUCACCAGGCUUACCAAAGGAUCGGGCCGUCCACAGGAGAGUCCAUUCAGUAGGACAGAGUUAUGGGCUGCAAUGGUUUGAUCGACGCCAUUACACAACAAAACUUCAAUGGUCUCUAUGCUUCAAAGCUGUCAGAAGAGGCUGGCUUAAACUUAUGCUAACCUAGCUAUCCUAGGUUAGCAUCAAGUCUGUAACUAAAGAGAGAAAGUGUAAAAUAAUCAGAGCGAUUUCUGGUCAGACAUUUUGAUUCCAUCUCUGUUUUCCAGAGUUCCCAGGUUGGGCGAGGUUUUGUUAAUACAUUAUUGUCCAGCCCUGAACAUUUGGUCAUUUUAUUUAUUUAUUAUUUGGUUAUAUCAGCACCAACAUCGGUACCAACCGGUCAUUUUUGACAUAUCGGUAUUGGUCCAAUAAACGGGCUGAUAUUAACAACCAAUAUUUAUUUCCAACUUGUUUGUUUCUGGUCAAGGUUGGUCAGGAGCCAUUUUUAUGGUCAUGUGACAGAGAGAUGCAACAAAGGAUUAUGGGGAAGCAGUGGUGAAGUCAUGUUUUCCAAUAUUCACCUAGAUAUAUUUAGCUAUCAGUGAUAACAGCAGUAUUGGUAUCGGGUAUUUAUAUUGGUCCAGAUUUGCAUAUUGGUGCCUUUCUAAUUUAUUGCUCAGUCUUUAUCCCUGUGUGGUCGAAUUAAAACCGGUUGAGUGGAUCAGAAGCAGAAUCAUUGGAAAUAGAAAGUAAUGUAAAAUAUUAUUCAACAGGGAUUAUGAUUAGCAUUGAAACAUUUGUAUGACUUACCUCCAUAAUUCAUAUUUGUAACCUCGCAGGAGAUGCUUAAGCAGUGAGGCGGAAAUGAAACAAAAAGGUGACAACUGAGUAUUAAACUGUGAAAACUAACUGAAGCUUUCCUAAACAUGACCAAGUGUGUGUGUGAAACCAUCAGUCCUCUGACAGCUUUGAAGCAUCCCUUCUCGUCAGGCGGCUGUUUUAGGCUCGUUUAAUUGAGAACUGUAUGUAUUUAAUGAAAGAAAACCCAACACUCUGAGGCUGACUGCCAAAACAAAACACUGUCCAUUGGUUUCACCAAAGCUGCCAUGAUGCCCUGAACUCAUCGCUCUGGUUCCGGUUCUGACACGGCGCAGGCUCAGGAAGCCUUUAGCUAACUUGAUGAUGGGAAGCAGCAUCACCACAACCAGCCUAAAGCAGCAAGCACACAUUCAACUGUUUGGAUGAUGCAAUUCAGACCUGUGCCUUCACCACAUGUUCCUGAGUCCUGCACAGCCUCACUGUGGAGCCUGCAUCACACGGACGCUUUCACACCACUGUCUCUUUGAGCUCUCCAAUAGUAUCAUGUACAGGUUUGCAUGCUUUCCUCUUUACCUUGGAAAUGGUUCUCAUGAUCCCAGAGGGUCCCAACAUGGUGGCCUCAUUGGAUCAGUUAAAGAAAAUUUCACCUAGGAGACAUACUACAGAUCCUUGAGAAAGGAUUGUUACAAUCUGAGAAAACAAGUCAAGUGGACUGCUAGAAGCAAUCCUUUCACUUUUAAAUUGGACAAUGUGGAACACGUGGCUCACAACAUGGCUGCUCGUGUGAACCUGUCUACCAAGAAUUAUUUCAUGGGAAUCUCCCUUCCAAACGCCUGUCACUGAAAGGAUUGCCUUGGAUCCAAGGGAUCUGAAGGAUAUCCCUGCACCUUGUGGUUGGCCGUACAGGAAGCACUUCAGGAGUAGAUUUAACCUUCCAGUGGUCUUUUAGUGCGAUGCUCAGGAGGAACACGGCAGAUUUCAACAGCGGGAAAGACCCGAAAUCACACAUUAACCAAAAAAAAAAAAAACCCUGACAAAAGUCUGGUGAGAGCAACCUCACCAGAUUACGCACAGGAUAGAAAGCUUGUGGAGUCCAAUUGACCUGGUUUCUUACACUGCAGGAGGGCAGAACUAGUUGCCAUGCUGGUAGCAUGCUGCUUUUUUCAGCUCUUUUCCAUUUCAUAUAAGGCCAACAUUUGCAAAUGACUAAAAUAUUAAAUGACUAAAUAUCAGCUGGCAUGGGUCAACACAAUGCCAGCAGAAUGAUUACAAAGGUAAUCUGGGAUGAUUGAGCAAAAAGUUCUGACUGGCAUCAGACUGUAGAAAAAGUAGUUCAGAUGUAAUGAUCUGUAUUGAAUAAUCUUUAGUCAUUAUUGGAAGUCUGUGAAUCAAUAAAUGAGCCUCCACAAACCUCUGCACUACCAUAUCUAUAGGAUGCAGGUAUGGACUUUAUGAUCCUAGAUAAAACAAAAACCAGACUGAAAAAAUUCAUCUGGUGCAUAUCGGCUGCAUAACGCCAUGAGAAAACGUUCAUGUCUUGUCCUUCGUUCAACUAUUAGCACGCUCCCUGGUUUGCAGAAAAACUAAUUUAUUGAUUGUUUACUAGGGGUGGGCAUUUAACACAAUGUUUAUCAUGAGAAGUUAUACAAAUUUUGAUUUAUUGUUGUCACAAUGGAUUCCAAUCAAUAUUUUUAACAUAAACCAAACUCCAUGUUGUCAUUUUAGGACUUUCUCCACUGUUCAAUGAGAAUAUCAUUACAUAUCAAUAUAUUUGAAAAUAUGAUUAAAUGUAGCUACUGUGUACAAAUCACACUUCUUUAUGUAAUAUUUAUUGUGAUUGUCACUUUCAUUGUUAUCACAAGAGCAGAGAAUAUUGUGAUAAAACUUGAAGUCCAUCUCGCCCACCCCGAGCAGGAACCUCACCGUAUGCUGAUGUUCAGAUUGAAUUGGCUACUGCUGUACUUUAGUGAGGCCUUUUUUUGUUCACAGCGUGUUUUAUAAUUCUGCCUUAAUAGUCCAACAGAAACCUGAAAUAGUGUUUCGGGAAGCUGCCUCAACACUGGAGCUCCUCUUAACACCCCACUGUGACCAGACCGGAGGCCUUUAGCACGGAGCGUUAGCAUGGAGACACUUCAGUCGUCCAGUAGUGAGUGUGUAUGCAGUCGCAUGUUAUCCCCAAGAAGUUUCUAAGUGACAUCUGUUGGUCAUUAAUUGCUGUUAUCUACACAUAUAUGAAAGAAAAAUCGUAUUGUAAAGAGAAUGAAUGCCUGAGUGGAAAGUCAGUGAUAUUGUAUGAAAAGAUGACUUUUCACUUUUGUCAUUUCAGAACUUUUAUUGCAGCUUGCAUUUGAAAUUGUACAAUAGUCACAUAUGAAUAUCUUUUUUUUUUUACUGGUACAACACUUGUGCAGGUACGUGUACACAGAAUAAAUCAGCCAUCACCAUUAAGACUGGAUCCUCAUGUUCCCCUCAGACACAAUCAACACUCUGACUAUGCUGUUACUGUGUCAUGUGUCACUUUCAUGUAUGAAUAAUGUGGAUUUCUGUCAGAUCUAUUAAUAAAAAAAAAACAAAA